Messenger RNA from Tyto alba (common barn owl), 366 nucleotides. Its product is annotated as histone H3-like centromeric protein A. The annotation marks the transcript as partial. The transcript is spliced from 5 exons. Gene Ontology annotation, cellular component: nucleosome. The record is from RefSeq and is a predicted model, not a curated record. NCBI's taxonomy places the organism in Eukaryota, Metazoa, Chordata, Aves, Strigiformes, Tytonidae. Gene Ontology annotation, molecular function: structural constituent of chromatin; DNA binding; protein heterodimerization activity.
CCGGCCCCGCCCCCGGCCCGCCGGCCCCGUCGGCUUCGCCCCGGCCAGCGGGCGCUGCAGGAGAUCCGCAGGUACCAGAGCAGCACCCACCUGCUCCUGCGCCCCGGGCCCUUCGCCCGCCUGGUGAGGGGGAUCUGCCUCAUGUUUACCCGGGGGGUGGAUUAUCGGUGGCAGCGGAUGGCGCUGGUGGCCCUGCAGGAGGCAGCAGAGGCGUUCAUGGUGCGGCUGCUGGAGGACGCCUCGCUCUGCUCACUGCAUGCCCGGCGCGUCACCCUCUACCCCAAGGACCUGCAGCUGGCCCGGCGCCUGCGCGCUUCGAGGGGGGGACACACACCCCCCUCCAACUCUUGGGAUCCCCCACCUUAA